AUGAAUUCUACAAAUAACGAGACAUCAUUACCAAUAAUUCGUUGUUCAUUACAAGAUCGUGUUUAUGAACCUACUUAUUUAUUUUUUAAAUCAAUAAAUUCAACAUAUUUACGUUUACUUAUUGGACCAGGCAUAUUACUUAAUUCACUUUGUCUAUUUAUACUUUCUCGGCCGAGAUUAUCAAAUAAAUCGACUACUAUUAUAUUUUUACGUGUUCUUGCGCUUUUUGAUAUAUUAUCAAUUACAUUUAAAUACAUUCGAGCAGAAAUCAAUUAUCAAUCAGUUGAAAAGGGUCGUGAGAUAUUUUUAUUAACUUCAUCAGUUUGUAAAGCAUUAUAUGUAUUAAUGAAUGCAUGCAUUUCAAUUGCUAUGUGGACCAUUGUUUUAAUGAGUUUAGAUAAAGCUGUCGCUGUUAGUUGUCCACUUAAAUCAAGUCUUAUUGUAGCUGCUAACAUUGUUAUUGUGGUUGUAUUACAUUGUGCUUCGCAUAAUUGGCGAACAUCUAAUGAUUCUAACAAACAAGAGUCUGAUUUAAGUUGUUGCAAAAAAAAUUUAUCGACAGCAUCACUUCAACAAAAUUGUACCGAUAGAUCAACAACUACAGUAGCCGAAUUAGUAUUAGCUACAAAACGACGUACAAAUGCACAAGUUACACGUAUGCUUUUAGCUGUUACAUUAUCGUUCAUUAUAUUAUAUUUUCCUCAUAUAACGUUUAGUUUUGCAAUAAAACCACUUAUUAGUCGUCCAUGUUCUGAGAUUAGUGAUCAUGAUAUAGUAGUAUAUAAACUUGGAUUUUAUUUAAACAUUAUACAACAUAUAUUGUCGGACUUACCCCAUGUAGUUAAUUUCUUCUUAUAUUGUUUAGCUGGAAAAAAAUUUCGAAGUAUAUUUAUAAAUGAAUUUCAUCAAUUACUUGUUGAUUUUCAUUUAAUAAAACAAAGAGAUAGAUGUCAUACAUAA
Rotaria sp. Silwood1 is the source of this 960-nucleotide messenger RNA. Lineage: Eukaryota; Metazoa; Rotifera; Eurotatoria; Philodinida; Philodinidae. The record is from the annotation of a GenBank genome assembly.